Messenger RNA from Sinocyclocheilus rhinocerous, 2991 nucleotides. Its product is annotated as activin receptor type-2B-like. The record is from RefSeq and is a predicted model, not a curated record. Gene Ontology annotation, biological process: cellular response to growth factor stimulus; protein phosphorylation; activin receptor signaling pathway. Bases 417 to 1955 code for a protein of 512 amino acids. The transcript has 11 exons. NCBI's taxonomy places the organism in Eukaryota, Metazoa, Chordata, Actinopteri, Cypriniformes, Cyprinidae. Gene Ontology annotation, molecular function: ATP binding; activin binding; activin receptor activity. Gene Ontology annotation, cellular component: plasma membrane; activin receptor complex.
GGCCCUGAUGAACAUCCGGGUUUCCCGCUGGCACCGCUGCUGUGGCUCUCAGGAGCCAUUUUGGACGCCGUUCAGCUUUUCGCAGAUCAAUCCCUCCUUCCCCCUCCAACUGCCCCGACAGAGGGGGAGAAACACGCACCAGGACACACACAAGGUGGCUUCGCUUCUACUCCAAGCGCCCAAGCUCACGGUCCAACUGCUGCCGCCUGGUCAGAAUGAAAAGCUGGAUGUUUGCGGCAUCAGGGACUUUGUUUCCGAUCCGCGCGCUUCUGAGGGAUACACUGUUGUUGUGAAGAGCUCGUGCUGUUAUUGUAGCGGGUGAAGAAUAGCGCGCAGGCCUUCAUUUAAUUUCAUUCUUAAAUGCUUUCGCGGCAUAAAGGACACCAUUUAUCGCCAGGAUCCUCGAAGGAAGGAAUAUGUUUGUUACCUGGCUGACUUUUGCACUCGUCUGGUGCACAGGAGGCAGUCAGGCGGAGGUGGAGACUAGAGAGUGCGUCUACUACAAUGAUAACUGGCGGACGGAGAAAACCAAUCAGAGCGGUUUUGAGAGGUGUGAGGGGGAGAAAGACAAGAGGCUGCACUGUUACGCCUCCUGGAUGAACUCCACCGGAACCAUCCGCCUGGUCAGAAAAGGCUGCUGGCUCGAUGACUUCAACUGUUACGACAGACAGGAGUGUGUGGCCACGGAGGAGAGUCCACAGGUGUUCUUCUGUUGCUGUGAAGGAAACUAUUGCAAUGAGAAGUUCACACACCUGCCAGAAGCCAUCGCUCCUGCAGUAAAGAUCCAGCCUCCUCAGCCGGGGCCGUCUCUGUGGGGUGUGCUGGUUUAUUCUCUUCUUCCUUUCGCCAUUCUCUCUCUGGCCCUGGUGCUCGCCUGCUGGACGUACCACCAACGAAAACCACCCUACAGACACGUCGACAUCGGCCAGGAUGCUGGUCUUCCUCCACCGUCUCCUCUGGUUGGGCUGAAGCCGCUGCAGUUGCUGGAGUUGAAGGCCAGAGGGCGCUUUGGCUGCGUCUGGAAGGCCCAGUUACUGAGUGAAUAUGUGGCGGUGAAAAUAUUUCCCAUCCAGGACAAGCAGUCAUGGCAAAAUGAAAGAGACAUUUACCUCACCGAGGGUUUUAAACACGAGAAUAUUCUACACUACAUCUCAGCAGAAAAACGCGGCACAAACCUUCAGAUGGAGUUGUGGCUGGUCACAGAAUUCCAUGAACGGGGUUCACUAACAGAUUACCUGAAGGGAAACCCGGUGAGCUGGCCUCAGUUGUGCCAUAUUUCUGCAAGUAUGUCCCGUGGCCUGGCGUACCUUCAUGAAGACCUUCCUUACCGAGCAGAGGGACCCAAACCCGCCAUCGCACACAGAGACUUCAAGAGUAAGAAUGUCCUGCUCAAGACUGAUUUGACCGCAGUGAUUGCAGACUUUGGGUUGGCUGUCUGCUUCGAGCCUGGGAAACCGCCUGGAGAUACACACGGCCAGGUGGGAACUCGGCGUUACAUGGCUCCAGAGGUGCUGGAGGGAGCCAUUAAUUUCCAAAGGGAUGCCUUCCUAAGGAUCGACAUGUACGCUCUAGGACUGGUGCUGUGGGAGCUAGUGGCUCGCUGCACUGCCUCCGAUGGUCCUGUAGGUGAGUACCAGCUGCCCUUUGAAGAGGAGGUGGGCCAACAUCCUUCACUGGAAGACCUUCAAGAUGUGGUGGUCCACAAGAAGAUGCGGCCCGUCUUUAAAGACUGUUGGAUCAAACAUCCGGGUUUGGGCCAGUUGUGCGAGACCAUCGAGGAGUGCUGGGACCACGACGCAGAGGCGCGACUGUCGGCGGGCUGCGUGGAGGAGCGCAUCUCCACCAUCUCCAAGACAGCCAACACCAUCAACACGUCUACCUCGGAGUGCCUGGUCUCCAUGAUGAUGACGUCCCACAGCGACACGGACCUUCCUCCCAAAGAGUCCAGCACCUGAACGCCCGCCUCCAAACAUCAGGGACUGCCAACCACUGCGUUCAUCGCCCCAGUAAAUGUGAACUUUGCUGCUAAUUUGAUCGUCAUGUAUUUCAUUUCUUGGAUCGCUUUCACCAGCACAUUCGUCUACUGUACUCUUCCGAGAGGAAGGCACACACAGAAAAACCUCAACCGAACUCUCAGAGGGCAUUCAGGUUAUCGUUUCAGACUGCUGGGAUAUGAGCACACGUUACCUCAUCGGAUUUAAUGCCAUUUUUAUGUUGUUUUUUUGCCUUCACUCCAUGAAUACCUCCAUCCGAACGCUCGACCCUCGGGUUUUAUCAAGACUACGCGACGAUCUGAUGACUGUUACACAACCUUCCAAGAGCACACAAGGUCAUUUUUGUACUCGGUGAAUUUUAGUCUAGUUUUAACGUACCCUUUUUUCCUCGAAAUGUCUCGUGGGAUGUCAUUUGUCAUGUUUCCGGCAGUGGCGGCAGUUGUCUGGGACACUGGAAGCUGAAGGCAGCGGGACUGUUAUGAUUCGAGUUGCCUUUCGCAGCAUCGGGAUUGGUUUUAAUGUAGCAUCCGCUUGUUGAAGUAUCUGAAGUCAGACGUGCCAUCAGUUCAGCGUUCGUUGUUUCCGAGUGACAAGAGCUGCAAUCGAAGUGUUAGUUCUGCGGCCACGUGAAGAGCAGCGCUGCGUUCCAGGUUUGAUUUCAAUGUUUCGGUGCAUCAGGAAAGCGCGAGAUGUUUAUCCGCUACACUACUCAGGUAAACUCUGUGCAUGUGAUUGUGUGACCGCUCACUCUUACAGCAAUAGUUCUCAGCAUGGUGAAUCUCACCAGGAAAAAUCUGGGUCAUGAGUCACCUGAAAAUCGAAACGAAAAAUAUAGAGUUAAACAUUCAUGAAAAUGUAGCUUGUUUUUAGCGCCAAGAUUUUUUGCACUGUGGCAUUAUUUUCAUAACUGUUAAGCCCAUCUUAGCAUAUCAUUAGCAUAAUGCAAAACCAAUACUUUAAUGAAGAUAUCACAAAUUGAUUUUUUUUUUUACUUAAU